Molecule: messenger RNA, 636 nt
Organism: Acaromyces ingoldii
Lineage: Eukaryota; Fungi; Basidiomycota; Exobasidiomycetes; Exobasidiales; Cryptobasidiaceae
Exons: 4
Coding region: 40-402 (120 amino acids)
Source: RefSeq, a predicted model, not a curated record
UCCUCGUCCCACAUUCUUCAGUAAAGACACGCAAACACGAUGGGCAAGCCAGACGAGGAAGUCAUCGAGGAGUUCAAUGAGCUCGUCAACAUGAGCGCGUCGGAGCUCGAGAAGUGGCUCAAAACUGACAGCUCCGAGAGCUCGGGCUGGGGCGACGGCGACGAGACCGUCGGCCACGAGAGCGGUCGCAAGAUCGUCGACAUUCUGAAGCGAAAUCCGAAGAAGGACCCGUCAAAAUACACCGAAGAAGACAUUGCGCACAUGCGCAAGGUUGUCUCGUACAACAAGCGCCAUCUCGCCCAGGAGGAGAAGAUGAAGGACACAAAGAGCAAGGAGGAACUCGAGCAGUCAAAGUCGGUCCGCAGCCUGCGCAAUUGGGGCCACGACCCUCUCAAAUACUAGGAAUCGGAACUUUUUCGAGCUUCUCACCUUGUGCUGUGCGUCGAAUACAUUGCAUGAAAGGAACUAGGUGCCAGUCACUAUUUUCGCUCUGUUCCCUCGCCGUGCUCGAGGUCAGCGUCCGGCUCGCUCGUGGAACGCAUGACUCCCUUGCCUCUUCUAGACGGUCUUGGGAAAGACUUUUUAGCUUGAGAGCGCUCUUAGCUUAAGAAGACAAGCCUGGCCUUUGGUCCCACA